AUGGAAGGGAGCCUGGUGAGUAGUUACUCUAAUAAAACAACAUGUAUCAUUGGUGGAGCUUUACUGUUUCCCUUAACUCUGGCGUUAAGCGUCCUAUUGGGUUGGCAGAUUUACCUUAUUUUGCAGAACAAGACCACAAUUGAGUACCAUGAAGGAGUCAGAGCCAUGUGGCUGGAAGAAAAAGUAGGAAAUAUGUAUAGACAUCCAUAUGACCUUGGUGUCUAUGAAAACCUUGUUUCAGUAGUAGGGCCUAACAUCUUUUGUUGGUUAUGCCCUGUAUCAAAGUUCAAAGGCUCUGGUCUCCGAUUUCCCACUGCAUUUGACAUUCCAAUAUCUACAACACUAACUUGACGUAUCAGGUGGCAAAGAU
Phoenix dactylifera (date palm) is the source of this 370-nucleotide messenger RNA. The record is from RefSeq and is a predicted model, not a curated record. NCBI's taxonomy places the organism in Eukaryota, Viridiplantae, Streptophyta, Magnoliopsida, Arecales, Arecaceae.